This is a messenger RNA of Durusdinium trenchii, 2357 nucleotides long. The record is from the annotation of a GenBank genome assembly. NCBI's taxonomy places the organism in Eukaryota, Dinophyceae, Suessiales, Symbiodiniaceae.
GGCGACAGCCCGGAUGUGCGGACGGCGAAGAAACUGGUCUUGGACCUCUUGGACGAGCUGAGCUCCUCCAAAAGCGGCGCUGCCGCGCGCGAGCGCCGCGGGGAGGAUGGCUCCGUGGAGGAGUCCUUGGCCGUUCCCGUGGGUCGCAUUGGACACCUCAUCGGCAAGGGUGGUAAGAACAUCCAAGACUUGGAAAAGCUGACUGGUGCAAGACUGCGUGUCUUGCCGGCCGCGAAUGACGAGGAGGACGAGCAACGGCUCUUGGUCUCCGGUACACCCAAAGCCGUUGAUCUGGCAAAGAAGCACUUGCGGAAGUACAUUCCCACCCUGCCGGACGAAGUGACCGCCUCAGGCGUCCCUGAGCGCCGUAAGACGGAGACGGCCGCCGAACCACCGGCAGAACCGUCGCCGGGGGAGAGCUUGCGGGGCCGACGCGCACAGGCAGCAGAGGUCUUGGAGGCUGCUGGCCGAGCACGGAACUCGCUGAAGGAAGUGGCCAGAAGUCGCAGCAGCUCCACGUCUUCGCGCACGCGGGUGAAGCGGCUUCGGGAGCGGAAGAAAGGCAUCAGCUUGGAGGAGUACCAGGUGAUGCUCCGCAAGCAGAAGGAGUUGGAUGCCGCCGCAGCCAAGGCCGAGGAGAUGGCGGAGUCCGCUCGCGCCUUCGCCCGACGAGUGGCCGAGGAGGACCGACAGCGGGAGGAAGUGGAGGAUAGCUUUGACUGGGUGGAGGAGUCUGGCCCAUCCGCUCUGGGGCGCCUUUGUGUCACGAGCUGCGGUGCUGGCAGGGUGUCUCGGGUGGUGGUCACACCGUCGAACCGACGCUACAUCAGCUUCGAGCUCUUGGCUGGUGGAGUCCUGCAAGUGCCCGAGGAUGCAGCACUCCCCUGGCUCCGCGCUGUUGAGGGCUCUCUCGGCAGCCGAGUGAGCGCGCCGGCUGAAUGGACUGAAGGAAGCUCUCGACCCCCGAGCGGUGCGGUCUGGGUGGUCUCGGAGCUGCUGCCGCAGGGCCGGAGGUUGGCCUUCCGCUUGGUCACGCCAGCCGAACUCUUCCCGCGCUUCGUCGAGGCUGGCAGGCUUCCAGCUUGGCCACGGCUGGAGAGCGUGGUGUACCUCGUGGAGCUCUCGACCACCCCAGAGACGGUGGGUCACAUCAUGCCCUACCGGCACGACUACCGGAAGUCCGAAAAGAGCUACGCGAAAGGUGACCUCCUACUGCUGGAAGGCAGCCGUCCGGGCUUGCAGGACGUGGGCAUCGUGCGCAAGGUGCUCUAUGGCGCCAAAGGGGAGAAGGCGGCGAUGAUUGCCGCACAGAAGGAUCCGCUGAACCUCAGUGGCACUCCACGCUUGGCCUUACAGCGCUGUGGAGCCGCCGAAAAGAUCAAGCGCGAGCAGAUCACCGCUUUGGAACGGAUGGUGCUUCCUUUGUUGGCUUCCCGCUUGCCUACGGGCGCCACGGCCUUGGGUGUGGGCGCUUCCCUGGACGGCACCUUCCUGCGCUUCUUUGUGCGGCUCCCGCCAUCGACCGAAGCGAAGGGAGCCGACCAGGAGUCUCCAGCCGCACAAGGCGCUGCUGCGGCGGCAGCGGCAGUGGGAGCAUUGCUCGGCUGCCUGUCUGAGGUCUUUGCUUCUUUCGGUGCUGAACCCUUGCCUCAGCCGAAGGAAGUGACCACCAAGGAAGUACAAGAAAAGAGAAAGAAGGCCAGAGAUAAGGUCUUGAAAGCUGCACGAAAGAAGGCCAAAGAGAAGAAAGCCUCCUCGAAAUCCUCGUCUUCUUCCAGCUCCUCAUCCGAUGAGUUCCUCCUUGCCAUGGCCAAGAGAGGUGAUAAGGCGCUGGCCCGAGUCGCUCAAGCGGAAGAGAGGGCCGAGAAGGUUCACCACAAAGAAGAAGCUGCUGAACUGAGGAACCUGGUUUAGCUGGUGAAUAGUAGAGAAGCUGUUUUGAGACCCGGGCUGAGUUUGAGACUGGGCCGCUGCUUCCCUGAGCGCCUGAGCACGGCGAGGGACAGCCAUGAGUAGAAGAUUCCCCGAACCGGGAGAUCAAGAACACUCCGAGGAAUUCGAAGCAGAGCCUCAGGAUGGGAGAACUCCUCAUGGGGAUUCCCUAGCAGACGAAGAGUAUGCCUUUCUCACUGCAGAGUCAAAGAUGGAAGAGAAGGCUCCUCCUGUUGCCGCUCCUGCCCCUCAGAUCUUAAAUCGCCUGGACCGCAUGGAAGCAAUGAUUUCUUCGCUGUCGAAUAUGUAGCAUCAUUGAAGACUUCUACAACUCCUGAACGGAAACCAGCUUUGAAACAUCGUGCAACUCCUUUAGCGCACGCUGUAGAGCCUCUGAUUUCGAGUCUUCUAGGCUUGGACCCUUC